This is a messenger RNA of Carassius auratus (goldfish), 5448 nucleotides long. RefSeq names its product gastrula zinc finger protein XlCGF26.1-like. Lineage: Eukaryota; Metazoa; Chordata; Actinopteri; Cypriniformes; Cyprinidae. The transcript has 2 exons. Gene Ontology annotation, biological process: regulation of DNA-templated transcription. Gene Ontology annotation, molecular function: RNA polymerase II cis-regulatory region sequence-specific DNA binding; DNA-binding transcription factor activity, RNA polymerase II-specific. Bases 1849 to 3804 code for a protein of 651 amino acids. The record is from RefSeq and is a predicted model, not a curated record.
UAAUGCAUGCAAAGUGUUUGAAAUGAUACAAACCGUUCAGUUUUACAUGCUGUGUAAAAUAAUUUUUUUUAUUAUUGAAAGUCACAAUAUUUUUACUUAACCUCUGUGAACGGUAUUGUCUGUGAGUAAAACGCACCCUCACACACAAAAGGUGCGUCUCAUUCUGCUCCCUCCUUGGCUCCCAGUAUCAUGAAUCAGUUUAUUUGAAAACGAAUUCGGCCACUGGAAAGAAGUAAGGAGAGAAACGUUUUUAACUAUUCAACUAGUGUCCGUGUUCAGCUGUUAUUUUUAUGCAGACUAAAAGAUCGGACGCAUAUUAAUUAAUUUCGAAAAUAUGGGAAGCUGCAUACAGAUGCAGUUAACGGGAUAUUUUAUUAUUGCGUGGCUGUAUAACAGAAAUAUACAGUGUCAUACGAUCUUAUUCCCAUUUCGUUAUAAUUACAAUAUUAAUGUUACUUUGAAUUUUAUCCAAUAAUGUAAAUGGGCAAAUAUUGUAAACAACAAUUGAUGAUUCUCCGACUCUUUGACACUCUGCCAAAGCAUCCCAUAAGCUUCUGCUGAGAAGUUUGCAGAAUAUGGGAAAAUAUUAAAAUUUUAACAAAAGAGGGAUCAUACAAAUUGCAUGUGUUUUUUUUUUUGUGCUGUCCUGAAUAAGAUAUUUCACACAACAGAUGUUUACAUAUAAUCCACAAGACAAAAUAACUGAAUUUAUACAACUUCAAAACUACAUUCAGAUUUGCAUAUGUUGAAUCUUAACAUGUCAGUAUUUACCAGGAUCCAUAACUGUUUUCAUUUUUUGUGAUAGUUGUUCAAGAGUUCUACAGAACCAGUGAGGACAGCUUGAGAGACUCAAACACAACUAUUACAAAAUGUGAAAACAUUUUCUGAUGUUCAUGAACGGAACACAAUGCAUUAAGGCCAAGGGGUGCAAACUUUUUUUUUUCAAUUUGCAAUGCCCUUCAAAAAGCUAAUACACAUUUCCCAGAAGACAAAAUAAGUACAUCAGUGAUAUUGUUUGUUUGUUUGUUUUUGGAUUGUCUGCAUUCAAGAAAUAUUGUGGAAACCGUUGCUGUUAUAAAAUAAUAUGCAGAAGAAAACCAAAUUAUGUAGUAAUAAAGUAUAGUUUUUAAUGAACAUGUUGCACAGGUUUUUAGAAAUUGAUGAAUAUGUGAUAAGAAAAUUAUUAUCUGCAGUAGAAGAAAUAACUGAACAUGGACAACAAGGGUCUAUUUCAUUAAACAAGUUUACCAAAAAAACCCAGAAUUAUUUAAGUUAGUCUAAUUUAUUUAGAACCAAAUCAACUGACAAUAAUCGGACUAACUGAAAUAAGCCUGGCUUUUAUGGUAAACUUGUUUUAUGAAACAGCCCCCGAGUUAACCACAACACUGGAACUUUUUUAAAAAGCCAAUACAAUUAAUUGCUUGGCAAAAUGAUUCACUUUUUAUUAUUAUUAUUAUUAAUAUUAUCUUUUUUUUUUUUUUUGAUUUGCAAAACAUUGCACACUACCUAUCUGUAACUUCAACUUUAAAAUGUGUAAAUUUGACAAAUUUGAACAAAUUGCAAAUGUUUUCAUAAAGUUGUAAUCUUAUAAAUUUAUCUACAGAUCAUUAUUCUAAUUAACUAAAUACAAAGUGUCUGUAUAAUUUGAUGUGCUAGUUUUUUGGAAGGGCUUGGCUAAUCAGACUAUUAAAGACUAUUAACUGUUAAUCUGACUGACCUCACAGGCCAUUGUGCUGACUGCUGAACUAGGGAGCUGACUGAGAGGCAUCCAAAGAUUUUGUUUGGAUUUAUGUUAAGCAGUGUCACCUUAAACACACAGAAAAAUCCAGUUUAUGUAUUAUUAAAAGGAUGGCAUCUAUUAAAGUGGAAAGUGAAGACUUGAGGAUUGAAGAGGACUUCAGAGUGAAACAAGAAGAUGCUGAGGAACAAGCAGAUCUGAUUAUACUGAAAGAAGAAAGUGAAGAACUGAAUGAAAUGGAAAAGAAAGAUAAGUGUGAGAAGCUUCAUCAUUUCAUAAUUGGGGAAAAAUCCCAUCAGACUGGAAAGACGUCCUCACGAAAAAGAGCUCAAAAGACAGAAUCUAACAGUUAUUUUACAUGUUGUCAGUGUGGAAAGAGUUUCAAUCAAAAACAAAACCUUGAAGUCCACAUGAGAGUUCACACUGGAGAGAAGCCUUUCAGCUGCCAACAGUGUGGAAAGUGUUUCACUCAAAAAGGAAACCUUAAAAGUCACUUGAGAAUUCACACAGGAGAGAAGCCUUUCACCUGCAAACUGUGUGGAAAGAGUUUCACCGCAGAACCAAACCUUAAAUAUCACAUGAACAUUCACAAUGGAGUGAAGCCGUUCACUUGUGAUCAGUGUGGAAAGAGUUUCACUCGUAAAGUAACCCUCAAUUAUCACACAAGAAGUCACUCCGGAGAAAAUGGUUUAAUUUGUCAUCACUGUGGAAAGAAUUUCAGUCAUAAAGUAAGCCUUAAGACUCAUAUGAGGCUUCACACUGGAGAGAAGCCUUACACAUGCCCUCAGUGCGGAAUGAGUUUCACAUUCAAAGCAUCCCUUGAUUCACACAUGAGAAGUCACACUGGAGAGAGCCCUUACACCUGCAAAGUGUGUGGGAAGAGCUUCUCGCUAAAAGGAAAUCUCAACACUCACAUGAGAGUUCACACUGGAGAGAAGCCAUUCAUGUGUAUUCAGUGUGGAAGAUGUUUCACGCGUAAAGGAACCCUUAAAUACCACAUGAGGAUUCACUCAAGAGAGGACUGUUUUAUAUGUCACGAAUGUGGAAAGAGUUUCCCAGACAUGAAACACCUGAACAGGCAUGUAAUAAUUCACUCCGGAGAGAAGCCUUUUAAAUGUCAGCAGUGUGGAAAGGGAUUUCAGUACAAUAAAAACCUUAAAACUCACAUGAAAAUUCACACCAGAGAAAAAACUUUCAAAUGCAUUCACUGUGGGAAAAGUUUCAGUUAUAAAGUAAGCCUUAAGACUCACAUGAGACUUCACACUGGAGAGAAGCCUUACGCUUGCCCUCAAUGUGGAAAGAAUUUCACAUAUACAGCAACGCUUAAUGCCCACAUGAGAACGCACACUGGAGAGAGGCCGUUCAUAUGUGGCCAGUGUGGAAAGAGUUUCACACGCAAAGGAAACCUUAAUUACCACUUGAGGAUUCACUCAAGAGAGAGCAGUUUUAAAUGUUAUCAGUGUGGAAUGAUUUUUACAGACCGGAAUCACCUUAAGAAUCAUGUAAUAACCCACAUCGGAGAAAAGCCUUUCAUAUGCCAUCACUGUGGAAAGAACUGCACAAACAAAACGAAUCUUGAGGUUCACAUAAGAGUUCACACUGGAGAGAGGCCUUUCACCUGCCCUCAGUGCGGGAAGAGUUUUACACUUAGAGGGAAUCUUAAGACUCACAUAAGAGUUCACACUGGAGAGAAGCCUUUCACAUGUCUUCAGUGUGAAAAGAGCUUUGCAUAUCAAAGAGACUUGAAACGUCAUUUGCAAACACAUUCUGACAAGAAAUUACAGUGUUCUGAGUGUGGAAAGGGAUUUCAGAAAAAUAGCAAUUUCAAAAAUCACCUGCACAUUCACUCCGGAGGGAGGCGAUUUCAUUGUCAUCAGUGUAAUAAAACAUUCCUUUUGCCAUCACACUUACAAAUACACUUGAAGAGUCAUGCAGAUGUGAGGCGCUAUUUGUGUUCCAUGUGUGGUAAGAGGUUUAAAUGGCUCGGCGAUUUAAAGUGGCACCAGAAAAUACGGAUCUGUGUGAAAUUGAAAAUUUCACCUCGGCUGAAUGCAGGCCAAAUCUGAUCGUAAAGCCUCAUGACCAUUGGCCUGUGCAUACUUUGUUUUGAGGCUUCUCGUUUCUAUUUGUCAUGUACAUAUACAUUUUUUUGGCCACACCUCACCAACUCCUUUGCUAUAUAAAAUAUUGAGUGGUUGUGGUAGACAGCCUCUAAUUCUGAUUCAAUAGAGGCGAUGCUCCAUUCCAUAUGUUUGUAUCUCAUAAUCGUAAUAUUAAACUUCUGUCUUGCUGUGAAUUGCUACAAUAUAUAGUAUAUAAAUCAAGAAUAUAAAUAAAAGGACAUAAACUGAAUGAAAACUGAAAAAUGCCGGUUAAAGAUAUGUUAUCUGGACUUUAAUAUGGAUGUUGGGCAUCAUCUGGUGACAUCUGGAAGCUUGUGUAAGUAAGUUGUGUAAAAGCAAGUCCUACUUCUGAUCUUCUGUGUUUUUUUAGUUUAUUUAAUGGACACGGUUAACAGCAUUUCAAAAAAUUAAUUGAAGGUUCAGUUAUACAUCAGCUUCGUAGCAAAAUGCCUAGUAUAUUCCAUUUGUGCACUAGAAAAGGUAAUCUUUGUCCAGUGUCUGCACUGUUUCUCUCCGGAAGUUAUGAGUAAUAAAAAUGUCUUGUUAAAAAUGUACUUGUUUAGAGUAGAAUUAUGUGUUUUUGAACAAAAACCUGUUAAUGUUGGCAUCUUUUGAGUACUUAUUUUAUUUUUUCUGUCAGCUUGUGUUCUUUUUCAAAUGUGAAACAAUUGCCUGGGUCACUUUGUGAAAAAACUAGUGUCCAAGUGCAAAAAAAAAAAAAAAAAAGGAUAAAGAAAACCCGCAUGAACUGAGUGUACAGUGUAUGCUAUUAGAAAAAUAUUGCUUUGCUUGUAGGUAUGCACAUACUGUGCUGAUAAUGACGACAUUUAUGUCACACAUUGUCUGUAAACCCUAGUGUACACCUAUAAACAAAGCAUAAUGUGGUAGAUUUAUAGAAUUUACUUCAUAGAUUUACAGAUGUAGUUGUUCAGAAUGCUUUUUUUUUAUACUGAAGCAUGCAAUUCAUCACCCAUGAGCAUGGGGCACACUCCUAUUUCUUGUGUUUCACAUAAUAUCCACAUCCCUACCCUUUUGUCUCAUCUAUUGCUUGCUGUUGUAUGAAUACCUGGCAUGUGAAGCCACCGUCAGCUGGAGUGACUGCAGUUCCUACCGAGUGCCAAAAAGACUGAAUGACAGCAGUGGUUUUCAGCGAGAAAGCUGUGACAGAACACACAAAACACAUCUAAAACAACCAAUAGAUCUGACAAGAAAUCUGAAAUAUAUUUUACAGACUGCCGAAAUCUACAGAACAGAGAAGCAAAUGGAUCCCUGCAAUUCAAAGAAACAAAUGGACUCUAGGCAGCGAAACACAGAUUUGCAGUUAUCAUUAUAUGUUAAUGCUGAAUUUUGUGGCAAAAUCAUACCCUAUAUAUUGUAUUGUUUUAUAUCUUGUUGCCUACUCAUCAAUUAAGUAUUUACCAUCUUAUAUUCUGCAUAACUGGAUGUUUUUAAAUAAACACUGACAAAAACUAUACAGUUAUAUAUAUUGAUACUUUGUAGCAGAGGUGGGACCAAGUCAAUGUUUUGCAAGUCACAUGUAAGUCUUGAGUCUUUGCAUUUAAGUCCCAAGUCAAGACAGACAAGCCC